Messenger RNA from Arachis duranensis, 2062 nucleotides. RefSeq names its product scarecrow-like protein 3. Gene Ontology annotation, molecular function: sequence-specific DNA binding; DNA-binding transcription factor activity. The record is from RefSeq and is a predicted model, not a curated record. Gene Ontology annotation, biological process: response to gibberellin; regulation of DNA-templated transcription. Gene Ontology annotation, cellular component: nucleus. NCBI's taxonomy places the organism in Eukaryota, Viridiplantae, Streptophyta, Magnoliopsida, Fabales, Fabaceae. The transcript has 2 exons. Bases 539 to 1918 code for a protein of 459 amino acids.
AAAAGAUAAAAAGGUGGUGGCUUCACGCUUGUCUGACAACGUUGUUGUAAUCACGAAGAAGAAGAAGAACUAACCUUCAAGCCACCGGCUUAACGCCAAAAAUUCCUAAUUUUGAAAUUUACCCCAUCCCCUGUGGAUAGGACAAUCCAUAAGAACAAGUAACAACACAACGACCCUUCUGGUUGGUGUUUUUAGAGAGUUCGAAGGGGCAAGUUUUGUUUUUUUGCGGAGUUUCGUCUCUACUGUUUCUCAAUUUCAAAACCCACAAAGGAUAAGCGUUUCGUUUGAUUGUUACUUUGGCUUCUUCUGUUUUGCUGACACCACUAACAUGGUUUUUGGUGAGGGUUCUUCGUCUUCUUCUCGCAACUGCUUCCGCGUUUUCCGAAUUCUCUCUUAUAUAUUUUGUGCUGAAUUGGGUACGGAGAAAACGAUUUACUCAUCUGUUUCUGAGCUAAGAAGACUUCACUUUUAAGCUUCUGCUCAAGAUUCUGAAUUUGGCUGGCAGGUUCUUAAGAAUAAGAAUCAUAAGGUAUUUACUAUGCAAGAAGAAGGUUCAUCUUCUGUAACUUCGUUGUCACUUUCACCUAGCUUGGGAUCUCCACGCCCCAUGCUCAAGGAACUGAGAUCUGAGGAAAGGGGUUUGUGCUUAAUCCAUUUGCUUCUCACUUGUGGAAAUCAUGUAGCUGCUGGGAAUGUUGAAACUGCAAAUGUUUUACUUGGGCAAAGUUCCAUGCUUGCCUCUCCAGAGGGCGAUACUAUGCAACGGAUCGCGGCCUAUUUUACUGAAGCACUUGCUGAUCGGAUGCUUAAGGCAUGGCCCGGGCUCCAUAGGGCCCUCAACUCAACUAGAAUAGUCAUGGUUUCUGAAGAAGUUCUCACUCGAAAGCUUUUUUAUGAAAUUUUUCCUUUUAUGAAGAUAGCAUUUGUUCUGACAAAUCAAGCUAUCAUUGAGGCGAUGCAAGGCGAAAAAAUGAUUCAUAUAAUUGAUCUUAAUGCUGUUGAAUCUGCGCAGUGGCUUGCACUCUUCCAAAUUCUGAGUGCACGUCCUGAAGGUCCACCUCAUUUGAGAAUCACUGGUGUUCAUCAUAAGAAAGAGAUUCUAGACCAAAUAGCUUAUAGACUGGUUGAAGAAGCAGAGAAGUUGGAUAUUCCAUUCCAGUUUAACCCUGUAGUCAGCAAAUUAGAGAGCCUAGAUUUUGAAAAACUUCGUGUGAAAACUGGAGAGGCACUCGCUAUAAUUUCCAUGCUCCAAUUGCAUUCACUUUUGGCUUGCGACGACGAAGGGAGAAGAAAUCCUCAUUUAGCUGGAACCUCAAAUGCAAUUCCCCGGCAAAGAAGACAGCCUAUGUUCCAAAGCUCAUCGAGUGAGAAAGAUACGGCCAAUGAAUAUGCGCCUAGUCCUGACUCAUCCUCAUCGUCUCCAGCAUCGUUAACUACUUCAAAUUCAAAGCAUAUGGAGAGCUUUCUUAAUGCAUUAUGCGGAUUAUCACCAAAGGUUAUGGUUGUAACUGAACAGGACUCCAAUCACAAUGGUUUGACUCUUAUGGAGAGGCUACUAGAAGCUCUAUACUCUUAUGCUGCACUAUUUGAUUGCUUGGAGUGCAGGCUGCCAAGGACAUCAUUGGAGAGAUUAAGGGUUGAGAAGAUGCUUUUCGGUGAGGAAAUCAAGAACAUUGUCGCGUGCGAGGGAUUUGAACGAAGGGAAAGGCACGAGAAGCUGGAUAAGUGGAUCCAGAGAUUUUAUUUGGCUGGAUUUGGUAACAUGCCCUUAAGCUAUUUUGGUAUGCUGCAAGCAAAGAGGUUCUUGCAGAGCUAUAGAUGUGACGGAUACAAAAUGAGAGAGGAAAAUGGUUGUGUAUUAAUUUGUUGGCAAGAUAGGCCCUUGUUUUCAGUAUCAGCUUGGAGACCUCGAAAGUAAUACAGAAUCUAGGAAAAGGGAAAAAAUAAGGAAGAAGUAUCGAUAGUAUAGUAUAGUCUUUGUCAGUUGUAUUUAUGUGAAGUUGAUUAGUCAAAUCUGUUAAAUCAUUUAAUGGUUUUUGAAUUUCAACUUCACAUAAAAACA